Spinacia oleracea (spinach) is the source of this 730-nucleotide messenger RNA. RefSeq lists its product as uncharacterized. The transcript is spliced from 2 exons. The record is from RefSeq and is a predicted model, not a curated record. Bases 164 to 628 code for a protein of 154 amino acids. NCBI's taxonomy places the organism in Eukaryota, Viridiplantae, Streptophyta, Magnoliopsida, Caryophyllales, Amaranthaceae.
GUAGGACUCGUGAAAAGUCCAGUCCAAAUCCUCACAUCCACCAUUAACUACUUUUCUGAGGAGAGGUCAGCAAAAGUAAUUGGAAAAGAGGGCGUAGACUAAAGGUGGUUGAAUUGAAGUAGUGAACUCAAUCAAAGCAAAACAAGAAUUAGAUCCAACGAAAAUGAUGAGAGAAUCGAUUUCUGGUCUUCAUCUUAAACUUUCUAGUAAUAAUUUUACUCUACUUUUAUUGCUGUUGCUGGUAUUGACUCCCAAAGCCAUUGCUUGGACUGGUGAAAUUCGAGGCAGAGUUGUUUGUGAUGUUUGUGGGGAUUCUUCUAUUGGACCUGAGGAUCAUGUUCUUCAAGGGGGUGAGGUAGCUGUUCUAUGCAUAACAAAAUCUGGGGAGGUUGUGAACUAUCAGGCGUUCACAGAUUCGAAAGGAGUAUAUACAGUUGCAGAAACAAUGUCUGAAAGCCAACGUUGGGACGCAUGCCUAGCACGACCAAUAAGCAGCUUCCAUGAGCGUUGUAAUCAUCUUAGGGAUGGAAGCUCGGGUGUCAAGUUCACUUAUAAGCGUCCUUCUGGUUAUUCUUACACUCUUAAGCCGUUUGUUUAUCAGUUUGGUAAUACCCCAAUGUACUGCUAAGCUACCAAGCUACAUUUUUUUUGGGUGUAAUCUAUGUAGUAUGCCCUGCAACCUGCACACAGUGAAGAUAAAUAAAUGAUCGAGUUGCUGAUUAAGUUAUUA